Molecule: messenger RNA, 1294 nt
Organism: Meloidogyne enterolobii
Lineage: Eukaryota; Metazoa; Nematoda; Chromadorea; Rhabditida; Meloidogynidae
Source: the annotation of a GenBank genome assembly
UUGGGCAUUAACUAUUUUAAUUGUUUGGAUUUUAUUUAGUGCUGCACUUUUUUGUAUUUGGGAAAGUGAAUGGGGAUAUAUGACUUCUGUUUAUUUCUUUUUUGUUUCUAUUAGUACUGUUGGAUUAGGUGAUUUAGUGCCAACUAAACCAGAUUUGAUGAUUAUUAAUUUUUUCAUGAUUUUAAUUGGUUUGGCAUUGCUGUCAAUGUGUGUUAAUUUAAUUCAAGAAGCAUUACAAAAAUUAAUUGAAAGAUUAAUAGAACAAUAUAUUGAUGAAAUAGAAAAAAUAGCUGCUGUUGUGACAAAUAAUGAAAUAAAUGAAUUUACUGAAGAAUUGGAACCUUUUAAUGUUGGUGAAAUUAAUGAAAUGUCUUUACCUAUAGCAACAUUAAAUAUAGAACAACCAAGAAUAGUAGUAGAAAAUGGAGGAGGAAUUGGGAGAACAGUAAAAGAUUGGUUUGCUGAGAAAGCUAGUAGUAUAUUACUUAAUAAGAUUUAUCCAGUCUCGAAUUCCCUUUCCUCUUCUGAUUCUGAAGAAGAAGAAAAGGAUAGAGAAAAUGUUAAUUUGCCUGAUUUAGAAGAAAUAAUUGUUAAAACAGAACCAGUUAAAGCACAAAUAACUAUACAUAAACAUUCUUUGGAUGAAAAUAAAAUUGUGGAAGAUGAAAAUCUUCCACAAAUUGAAAUUCAUGAAGGAACACCUUUAAGAAUUGAAGAAAUGCCUAAAAAUCAAAUAAAAUUAGAGAAAGCACAAGUUAAUAUUAAUAAAGGAAUUAUUUAUGGAGGAACAUCUACAAUCGAUUCAACACCUACUCGAGAAGGGAUCUCUUUCCAGAAGCGACAUAAAAAACCUCCAAAAUUACCCAAAGAUUAUGCUGGUGCUCUUUUAAAAUUUAGUGCUCCCACAAUGCAAGCAAUUCGAGCAAUUGAAAAUUCUCGACUUAAAAAUGGGCAAAUUGGAAAUGAUUUUAAAUCACGUCUCUUUGCUAAAUUUGCAACAAAUCAAAGAUUUGCAGAAAUUGUUGAAAAUAAUGCUCCUCCUCCUAAAAAGAUGGUUAGUAGUAGUAUUCAAACAUCUCCUCGUCAAUCACCAAUUCGUUCAAUACCUCAAAAAAGUUGGCGAUUAAGAAGACUUGGUUGUGGAAUUGGUAAUUUUUAAUUGAAAUUACCUUCAUUUAAAAGAAAUCUUUUGAAAAAAACGUUAAAAAUCUAAUAAAUAUUUUAAUAGAAUCGAUGGAUUCAACCUCUUCUGAUUUAAAUGUUACCCGAACAACUACAAACGAUGCAAGUAAUC